Messenger RNA from Echinostoma caproni, 1071 nucleotides. NCBI's taxonomy places the organism in Eukaryota, Metazoa, Platyhelminthes, Trematoda, Plagiorchiida, Echinostomatidae. The record is from the annotation of a GenBank genome assembly.
AUGGAUCCUCCUAGACCUAGUAAUGUACAGGUUGUGCUUGAUCAACUGGGUUUCGGUUGGUAUCAGAUAAGGGUUAUUAUUAUCAUGGGCAUCGCGCAAGCCACAGACACAAUGGAAACACUCAUACAAGCUAUACUUGGACCUACUCUGAGGUGUGAAUGGAAUCUGGAUUCUGAUUUAGUAGCCCUGCUUGCCACCAUGGUCUUUCUCGGUGUUUGUAUAGGUUCACCUCCAAUGGGCUAUGCUUCAGAUCAUCUGGGGCGUAAGGCCCUCAGUUUACUAUGUUGCCUAGCAUUGAUUUAUAUGACUUGGCUUUGUGCGAUAGUUCCCACAUAUUUGUGGCUCGCAAUCCUGCGAUUUCUAUCCGGACUUUAUAUCAGUGGAUUAUUGACCGCUGGAAGUUCAAUGAUAUCAGAAUUUCUCCCGGAAACAUAUCAAGCUACUGGACAACUUUUGGUGUGUUCGUUCGAUUCCUUUGUUGGCCUGUACAUCGUCGGAGUCGGUUUUGGUUGCCUGGUGGGACAUCUGAGUUGGAGAUACUUCUUACUCUUCAGUACAAUUCCGUUACUGAUAUCUGCACUGGGAAUGUACCUUUUUCUUCACGAAUCGCCCAUGAUAUUGGCUCACUGGGGCAAACAAACCGAAGCCGCAAGAGUGUUAGACGCGAUCGCUCGCUCGAACAAUCGAGUACCAAAACCGGAAUCUGCGGACACAAAUGAUACGGAACCGUUUAGUUUUGUCGGUCGAUUGCCAGAAAAUGAAGCUUUCGAAAGAGACGAUCUUUCUGUUUCCGGAUUUCUCGAUCUUUUACACUUCUUCAUCAGAAACUAUGCUAUGCCUACGUUGUUAUUAAUUGGAAUCAGCUUUAUUUGGGGUAUGAUUAUGUACGGUGGGACAACAUUAUUGCCAGUAGAACUUCCCUCCACAGCAAGAACGUGUCUUCAAGUAAGUCAAGCACACCCAAGCCUACAGAUUCUGUUUGAUUCUGUUGAUAAAAAUUGUUGUUGUUUCUUCUGUUUGCAAAUGCCCAAAGAACAUACAUAUUUCGCAUUAUGCUGCGAACAUUUAUGA